AUGGGCCAGGUGUUGACGACGUUCCCGGAGGCGACGAAGCUGGAGCUCUUCCACCAGUUCCUUCCCCUGGCGCUUGUUGUUCCGGCGACGGCGUGGAUGGUGCCGACCAUUUGGUUCGAGCUGCCGGGGUACUCGAACUGCAUGCUCAUCUACAUGGUCGUGCUGAUCCUGGCGCUCUUUGCGCACGAAACGCGGCCGUUCCGGAGGGAACAAGCGCACGGCGAGCACGCAAUGGCGCGGAGAAAGCCGGCGAGCGCCGGCGCCGGCGAGGCGGCGCGGGACAGCGGCGCUGCGUCGAAAGCGACGAAGCCGGCGACGCAGGCGAAGAAGAAGAACUGA
Messenger RNA from Pedinophyceae sp. YPF-701, 339 nucleotides. NCBI's taxonomy places the organism in Eukaryota, Viridiplantae, Chlorophyta, Pedinophyceae. The record is from the annotation of a GenBank genome assembly.